AAAGCCGAUGCGUUGCCUUGGUGUCCAUAAGACGCCACAGGACGGCCACUGUGGAUUUUAACGGCGAGCUCCCUCGGUCACCAUGUCUGUGCUGGACGUGUUGUGGGAGGACCGCGACGUGCGCUUCGACGUGUCCUCGCAACAGAUGAAAACAAGACCUGGGGAAGUCCUUAUUGAUUGUUUAGAUUCGAUUGAAGACACAAAAGGGAAUAAUGGAGACAGAGGCAGACUCUUAGUCACAAACUUAAGGAUCAUCUGGCAUUCCUUGGCAUUACCCAGAGUCAAUCUUUCUAUUGGCUACAACUGCAUAUUGAAUAUUACAACAAGAACUGCCAACUCUAAACUCCGAGGCCAGACGGAAGCUCUUUAUAUAUUAACAAAAUGCAACACCACCCGGUUUGAGUUUAUAUUCACAAAUCUGGUUCCUGGGAGCCCCAGACUUUUUACUUCUGUGAUUGCAGUGCACAGAGCCUAUGAAACGUCUAAAAUGUACCGUGAUUUUAAGCUGAGAAGUGCAGUCAUUCAGAACAAGCAGCUGAGGUUAUUACCACAGGAACAUGUGUAUGAUAAAAUCAAUGGUGUGUGGAAUUUAUCCAGCGACCAGGGGAAUUUAGGAACUUUUUUUAUUACCAAUGUGAGAAUUGUGUGGCAUGCAAAUAUGAAUGACAGUUUUAAUGUCAGCAUACCAUAUCUGCAAAUCCGUUCAAUAAAGAUCAGAGAUUCAAAAUUUGGCUUGGCUCUUGUCAUAGAAAGCUCUCAGCAGAGUGGAGGAUAUGUUCUUGGCUUUAAAAUAGACCCAGUGGAAAAACUACAGGAAUCAGUUAAGGAGAUCAACUCACUUCACAAAGUCUAUUCUGCCAGCCCGAUAUUUGGAGUGAAUUAUGAAAUGGAAGAGAAGCCACAGCCACUUGAAGCUCUGACUGUUGAACAAAUUCAAGAUGAUGUGGAAAUAGACUCUGAUGACCACACGGAUGCUUUUGUGGCUUACUUUGCUGAUGGGAAUAAGCAACAAGACCGUGAACCUGUAUUUUCAGAAGAGCUGGGGCUUGCCAUAGAGAAGCUGAAGGACGGAGUCACACUACAGGGGCUUUGGGAAGUGAUGAGUUGAUCUUGAGUUGAGCUGGAUCUCUGUUUAAAGAUAUCUCACGAUUAAAAGAUACUACUUGCCUGCUAUAGGCAUGGGAAAGUUAUCUAUUUAUAGCUUUUAUAUUUUAUAUUUUAAGACUUUUUAAUAAUUAAGGAAAAACUCCUUAAUUUUAGAAAACUAUCAGUUUUCUAAAAGUUACAUUAAAAAUUGUAACUGAAAUGUACCAGAUCUAUAAAUGUAAAUAUUGUACCUGACACUUGUAAAAAUAGUAAUUUUCAAAUAUUAAACAAUUGUAUCAUGUUGCAUUUAAUAAAGAUUUUUAUGCAGUACCA
Rattus rattus (black rat) is the source of this 1419-nucleotide messenger RNA. RefSeq names its product Bardet-Biedl syndrome 5 (gene Bbs5). The record is from RefSeq and is a predicted model, not a curated record. The transcript has 12 exons. Gene Ontology annotation, biological process: intracellular transport; cilium assembly. Lineage: Eukaryota; Metazoa; Chordata; Mammalia; Rodentia; Muridae. Bases 83 to 1108 code for a protein of 341 amino acids. Gene Ontology annotation, molecular function: phosphatidylinositol-3-phosphate binding. Gene Ontology annotation, cellular component: BBSome; ciliary basal body.